AUGCCACUCGAUGGCUUCGUCGUCGAGGUGCGCAACCUCCCGGCGGCGCUGGCGACGUCGGCGAUCGAAGAGCUGCUGCGGCAUGUCGGCGCCACCGACAUCCGCGUGCUAACGAGUCGCGGCAAGAAGAAAGCAGCUUUGGCCGCCUUCCCGAACGAUAGCAUUGGCAACGCCGCUGUGGCACGACUCAGCAAGAUGCGCCUCGCUGACCACCAGCUCCAGGCGCGGGUCCACGGUGGCGACCUCGACGCACCACCACCCACGCCGAUCUUGCCUCCGCUGCCUCCCGAGCCGACGCCAUCGACCCCAUCGACGGCGCGGCAACCGACGCCCAUAGCUCCGCAUCUGGGGCUGCAUUACCCGCCGUCGCCGCUGCUCGCGUACAAGUACCCCAAGGCGACGCCCGAGAUCGUGGCCAAUGUCGCCAACGCGCUCAUGGCCCUUCCCAAGCUGUACACGCAAGUGCUGCAUCUCAUGAACAAGAUGCACUUGCCGCCGCCGUUCGAGAAGGACGUCAUCCGCGGCCCCUUCUCGACCGACGGGCUCGCUGCCCGGGGUAAACGCCUACAUGAGGACGCCUUUCAAGCCAGCGAUGACGACGACGACGAGGACGACGACGGAGGAUGACGACAAGGUGUCAUCGGAAGCUACCGACAUGGUUCCUCCCGCCGACGUCAGUACGCGCGCUGACCAUCCCCCAGCGGUGCCCAGCCAGCGGCCACGGG
Molecule: messenger RNA, 725 nt
Organism: Saprolegnia parasitica CBS 223.65
Lineage: Eukaryota; Oomycota; Saprolegniomycetes; Saprolegniales; Saprolegniaceae
Exons: 5
Coding region: 1-627 (208 amino acids)
Biological process (GO): mRNA splicing, via spliceosome
Cellular component (GO): U12-type spliceosomal complex
Molecular function (GO): U12 snRNA binding; pre-mRNA intronic binding
Source: RefSeq, a predicted model, not a curated record